Salvia miltiorrhiza (redroot sage) is the source of this 924-nucleotide messenger RNA. RefSeq names its product protein COFACTOR ASSEMBLY OF COMPLEX C SUBUNIT B CCB1, chloroplastic. The coding region runs from base 3 to 791 and encodes 262 amino acids. The record is from RefSeq and is a predicted model, not a curated record. The transcript is spliced from 4 exons. NCBI's taxonomy places the organism in Eukaryota, Viridiplantae, Streptophyta, Magnoliopsida, Lamiales, Lamiaceae.
AAAUGGCAACGAAGCUUCUAAUAUCUCCUCUAUCUCAUCGUUGCACAUUUUCAACCCAAGACCAACAGUACAUUCACUCAUGGCCUGGAAAUGUCCGAGUGCCAAAAAGGCAGAGGAGCCUUGCAGUUGGACUAUCUACUUCCGUGGGCGAUGCUUUGUUGUCUUCUUCAGAUUUUGUGGAGCAUCUACCUCAGCAUACACAGUCUCUCUUUUUGCUUGCAGAAAGUACUGGCUACUCAUUGGCUAGUUAUUAUACUUCUCUGGGUCUCUUUGUCAUCUCCGUUCCUGGUCUUUGGUCCCUCAUCAAGCGUUCAGUAAAAUCCAAGGUUGUCAAGAAGACGCUCAUAGGAGAAGGGGAGGGGAAGAAGGCACCUAACCAGGUUGCAGGAGAAAUUCUGUCGUUCUUUACUCGCAACAAUUUUGUAGUGUCGGAUAGAGGAGAGACAAUAGUAUUUGAAGGGAUGAUGGUGCCAAGCCGAGGUCAAGCAGCAUUGCUCACUUUCUGCACAUGUAUAAGUCUUGCAAGUGUAGCACUUGUUCUUACAAUAACUUAUCCAGAUAUUGGAAACAAUUGGUUCUGGCUAACCAUAUUGAGUCCCUUGGCAGGAGUUUAUUAUUGGACAAAAGCAUCUAGAAAGGAGCAGAUCCAGGUGAAAGUAUUGGUGGGCGAGGACGGAACCCUAUCGGAAAUAAUUGUGCAAGGUGAUGAUCAGCAGGUGGAGCAAAUGAGAAGGGAGCUUCAGCUGAGUGAAAAAGGCAUGGUGUAUGUGAAGGGCCUCUUUGAAAGAUGAGAAGGAUACAAUUUUGAUUUUUGGCCUUCAACAAUGUAAUGUAUCUUUCAACCAUUUCUACUCUUGUUCUCGAUAUGAGCUGUGUAAAGUUGAUAGCUUAUUAAUCAAUAAGAUCCCAUUGUGGACUCUCUCA